AUGGCGGCCGACAUGGCGGAUCGCUACCAAAUGAUGGAGGAGCUGGGGUGUGGAAGCUUUGGCACGGUUUACAAGGCCAUUGAGAAGGAUACCGGGGAGAUUGUUGCCAUCAAGCAUAUCGACCUUGAAUCGAGCGAAGAUGAUAUCCAGGAAAUCCAACAAGAAAUCUCGGUCCUUGCGACAUGCGCGAGUCCCGAAGCGCAUAUUGCCAUAGUCUGCCGUGAGCUGCUGCUAGGCCUCGACUAUCUCCACCGAGAAGGGAAAAUCCAUCGCGACAUCAAAGCCGCCAAUGUCUUGCUGUCCCAAGCCGGAAAAGUCAAGCUGGCAGACUUUGGUGUGGCUGCACAGCUCACCAAUAUCAAGUCGCAGCGGAAUACAUUCGUCGGAACGCCAUUCUGGAUGGCGCCGGAAGUUAUCCAGCAGGCUGGAUACGACUUCAAGGCCGACAUCUGGUCACUCGGCAUCACGGCAAUGGAGAUGGCAAAUGGAGAGCCGCCAAACGCCAGCACGCAUCCGAUGAAGGUGCUGUUCCUCAUCCCCAAAGCACCGGCGCCUCGUUUGGAAGGAAACGAAUUUAGCCAAAAUUUCAAGGAUUUCAUCGCUCAAUGCUUGAUCAAGGAUCCAGACCGGAGGCCGACAGCGAAAGAACUACUGAAGCACAAAUUCAUCCGCAGUGCGGGGAAGACUGAGGCCUUGCAGGAGCUGAUUCAGCGCAAACAAGACUGGGACGCAGGCAAAGGAAACACUGAGAACGUCAAAUACUACGCCGAGACACUGAACACGAUCACACCAAAGGACGAUGAUGACGGAUGGAUAUUUGACACGGUCAAGGCGCCUCCGACGAUUUCGGAACCUACCAAGAAAAUGCCACCUACAUCACCGGACAAUGCGGAGGAUUCGUCGCUGGGGAUGGAGGAUCUGCAUAUUUCCAGUCCACCGAAUCCGCCAAAGCCUGUCGCGAAUUCGACUGUGCGACGGACGCCUGCCCCAGAGCGAUCACCGUCAAUCAAACGAGCAAAUACUAAGCGACGCUCCAGUGGAGUAAAACAACCACUUGGUGUGGACUUGAGUUUUGGAAACAGCCCGUCCACGGUGCGUCAAUUCCGCAGGGUGUCAGACAAGAUGACGGACGAUUCUGGUCGCCAUCCUCAUCUGCCUCCUGGGAUGGAUGAAAAUGCCAGCCCGAAGACUUUGUUCUCCGAGACCACCACCACCACCACCACCACCAACAGCAAGGAAGCGCAAUUAGGCAGGAGGGCAUACAGUAAAGCUAUUGGAUUGGCUUGCCAGGAGAUUCUGGCGAACACGGGCGACCAGGAGAAGCGGGAAGCAAUCUCUCGGCUCGCCGAGGCCUGGAGCGAUCUGGAAAUGAUCGAUCCUGAAGGUCUCUAUCACAUUUUGAAAUUGUCCAACGAGAAGCUGAGAGCAAAACAUCUUAGUGACCCCAAACUGGCCUGUCUGCUUCCCGAACCAUCUCCAUCCGAAUGUCCCCAAAAGCCACGGCUUGUUCUGGCGCAGAACAACCCACAUCUCAAAAGUCAUCGGCGUCGCCAAUCGGCCCAGGCCCAGGCUGAGGCGAAUGCGAAUGCCUCGCAGAUGCCAAACCUUCCCGGACAGCACGUUCUGGGUAUGGAACACACCAAGCAAUUGGCGGAUGUCCUGUACCAGCGCUGGAGUGAAGGCCUACGCAACCGAUGGCCGGCCAUCUGA
Molecule: messenger RNA, 1710 nt
Organism: Rasamsonia emersonii CBS 393.64
Lineage: Eukaryota; Fungi; Ascomycota; Eurotiomycetes; Eurotiales; Trichocomaceae
Product: Mst3-like protein kinase
Exons: 6
Coding region: 1-1710 (569 amino acids)
Biological process (GO): protein phosphorylation
Molecular function (GO): protein kinase activity; ATP binding
Source: RefSeq, a predicted model, not a curated record